CUUUGUGCUUCUUAUUUCAUUCCCUCCCAUUAUGGCAUCAGGUAGACUUCAGCAAAAAUUUCAUCUACAAACAUCAAACAUGAAAGGAAUCUGUGAAAUGACAAAUGAUAUUAAAAGCUUCAGCCUUAAUGACUGCUCCAAAGGAAAUCAAGGGUACUACCGAGUUCUCCUCCAGCUCUUUGGUUUUUUAGGACACGGCAAAUCCUCCUUCAUCAACACCUGCAAGUACGUCUUGGAAGACCAGGAAUACAACAUGUAUGCAGAUGUCUCGAACACAUUUGGUGGGAACACAACAGCCAGAAUAACAUAUACGCUGACAAAAACACUAAUGCUGGUGGAUAACCGUGGCUGCUCCAAGUUGGAUGAUUAUGAAACAGGAGAGAUUUUUGCUCAGCUGGCAAAUUUGUUACCCGUGGAUAAAGAAGUGGAGUGGAGCAGAGGGUUUGAGCUCACUGAGAGAAUUAUAAAGGCUGAGAAACUGGUGAAAUCAUCAGACUUCAUCUUCCCAAUCUUUGUGUUCAGUGUGAAGAAAGGACUGCAACCACAGGAGGUGCCAGGGAUCCAGCAGUUGCUUGAAUUUGCUAGAGAUGUAACAGAAAUAUUUCCUGUUGUUGUCCUCACCCAUAAGACUCAUGGGGAUGUGAAUGAUAUGGAGAGAGCAUUUAAAAACAUGGGAGUGGAGUGGCUGAUUUCACUUGAAAAUUUCACACCUGAAGACCACAUAAGGACAAAAGGAAGACACGAGGGAGUCCUAAAGUUCUUCUGCGAAGUGAUUAAAGAUGUUCAGUUUCGCCUGGAGCGAAUGGGGGACCCGGAUGAACAAAGGGAGCAACGGAAGCUAAAGGUGCUCAGAUUCAUAUCUGACAGAGAAGUGAGAAAUAAACUGAAGGAGGUCGCAAUAGAAAUGCGAAAGAAAGAACAGGAGAUAGAAUUGAGAAGGGAAGAGGAGUUGAGAAAACGGCUGAUGCAAAUAAUCAGUUCAAGCCCUCCUAGAUCAUCUUCUCUUUCCUGCAUUGUAUUGUAAACAUUUUGAAAGGGCAUACAGCAAAAAAAAUUACAUAUAAGAGUUGGUGUGAUUGUUUAUAAAAAUUCUAUGUCAAAGUUACGCCUGCAUUUAUGCCAAAAUGUUAUACUACACUGGGCUUGAAGGGGAAUUAAUUUUUUUUUAAGAAUUUUGCUUUUUUAGCACAAAUAUGAUGACAUGUUUUGCUCAUUAAUUCCAAUUAAAAAAUGUGCUAUAAUAUUGUUCACAGGUUUGCAAAAUCUACAGUAUGUUAAAUUCACAAAAAAGUAAAAAAUAUUAAAUGAGACUUUUGUAGGCAAUUAUGAAAAAUA
Molecule: messenger RNA, 1335 nt
Organism: Xenopus laevis (African clawed frog)
Lineage: Eukaryota; Metazoa; Chordata; Amphibia; Anura; Pipidae
Exons: 4
Coding region: 32-1024 (330 amino acids)
Source: RefSeq, a predicted model, not a curated record